This is a messenger RNA of Nycticebus coucang (slow loris), 351 nucleotides long. Its product is annotated as chronic lymphocytic leukemia up-regulated protein 1-like. The transcript is spliced from 3 exons. The record is from RefSeq and is a predicted model, not a curated record. Lineage: Eukaryota; Metazoa; Chordata; Mammalia; Primates; Lorisidae.
AUGGCUGAUUGGCACUGCAUAGUCAGUGGCCUCAAGAGCCAGGAACCUGGAUGGGAGGACUAUGCUGUCUCAGACCCUGGAAACCAGGUUUGUUUGGGGGGAAGGUCAAUACCUGCUCCUCCCUUUCAUUCCUUUCUUUAUAGGCCUGUCUCAAACAAUUCUGCUACCGGCCUGUGUGCUGUUGUCCGUUUCCUUAACUUACUGAUUUUUUAUUAAUGUUCUCAGGAGAAUAGGGUAUGAUUUGGCAAAUUGCCUCUUAAGACAUUCUUUGACACUUCCAUAUUCUCUUUCUCUCAAUUGAUAUGUAAGCAAUAUGUCACUUCCACAAAGCCAGAGAUACAUUCUGGAUAG